AUGACGAUUGUUCAAGGCAAAAAGGCGUUGCCUGCCGCCACCAUUCACGACAAGUGCAUGGGAGAUUUCAAGUCGGUCGAAAAGAAGAAAAAGAUUGACUUGGAGGCGACGGGUGACAAGAAAACCAAUGCGCUCUUGGCAUUGCUCAAAUGUCAAGUCAAGGCUUCGUCACAAUGCAAGCCGCAAGAGAAGGAAUACACACUGUGUCACCAAUCCUUCAUGGGAGUGGGUUCCUACAAGGGACAAAAGCAUUGUGGAGGUCCCAUGGAGGCAAUGUACAACUGUAUCCGGGAUGGAGGAGCGAGCUAG
This is a messenger RNA of Seminavis robusta, 309 nucleotides long. Lineage: Eukaryota; Bacillariophyta; Bacillariophyceae; Naviculales; Naviculaceae. The record is from the annotation of a GenBank genome assembly.